Molecule: messenger RNA, 754 nt
Organism: Amoebophrya sp. A25
Lineage: Eukaryota; Dinophyceae; Syndiniales; Amoebophryaceae
Source: the annotation of a GenBank genome assembly
UUUCAAAUGGUUAUUGAAUUUCUUGAAGAGCCACUUGGCCUUGGAAGUAGUGGAAGAUAGCUAAUUAACUAAUAGUUAAAGAAAACGUUGUAAAAACUAACCAAACUAUAAUGCAGAUAGUCAUCAUCUUACGUCAUUCUAUGUAGCUCAGUGCAAAAAAGAAAAAAAAUGGAAACUCCGCGUACCGAUAUCUUCGGCGCGCCACUUCUCGAAGUGACAUCUGCAGAGAUGACCAGAUAUUCCGAUAACACGCUGUUAAAGCAUAGAGAAGAAUUUGAGCGGUAUCAAGAAGAGCGGUCUGUCAAAAAAUGGCAACAAGUAAAGGGAAUUGGUUCACAGGUGGAGAGGGUGUUUGCGAAGAGUGGGAUUACAUUCAACAACGGGGUAGCUGGUGGAGUUGUAGGAGAGAGUAACAAGCUAGAUGUGCCUACGACAAGAGAACGCAAAAGUUAAGCACAGGUGAAAACGGAUUCAACUUCAUCUGGAACAACCACAACCAGUAAAAGCCCACCUCAUCCCCAAUAAGUUCCGACUCUCCUGAAGACGCUUGGCGACCUCUCUAUUCCCCGAAAGUCAUCGGAUCCGUGUCGCAGUGUGCGUAUGAUUUGUUUUUGCGCAGCAGGAAGUUUGAGGUGAAUAUCGAAGCUUUUGACGCGGUGCACGAAAUCAUCCAUAAUCCGGCCUUUGUCGGCCGUCAUCGCCAAGCGGAUCACUUCAUCUUUCUCCCUCAAACAUGCAGACUUGGACUUGUUGU